Messenger RNA from Prunus armeniaca (apricot), 324 nucleotides. NCBI's taxonomy places the organism in Eukaryota, Viridiplantae, Streptophyta, Magnoliopsida, Rosales, Rosaceae. The record is from the annotation of a GenBank genome assembly.
AUGGGAAAAACUGCACUUGCCCAACUCGUCUUCAAAGAUGAGGAGGUUCAAAACCAUUUUGAGCUGAAAAUGUGGACGUGUGUCUCUAAUUCAUUUCAGUUGGAUGCACUUGUUAAGAAUAUCCUAAAAGCGGAUAACCUUGACAUUGAUCUGUUGCAAAAUGAGCUUAGGAAGAAGAUCGAUGGGAAGAGAUACCUCCUUGUGUUAGACGAUGUGUGGAAUGAAAAUCGUGGAAAAUGGCUUAGCUUGAAAGACUUGUUGAUGGGUGGUGCAAGAGGUAGUAAAAUACUGAUAACUACUCGCAGUGAAAAAGUUGCAAAAUAA